Molecule: messenger RNA, 6090 nt
Organism: Mandrillus leucophaeus (drill)
Lineage: Eukaryota; Metazoa; Chordata; Mammalia; Primates; Cercopithecidae
Gene: COL5A3
Product: collagen, type V, alpha 3
Exons: 63
Coding region: 1-5244 (1747 amino acids)
Molecular function (GO): extracellular matrix structural constituent
Source: RefSeq, a predicted model, not a curated record
AUGGGGAACCGCCAGGGCCUGGGCCAGCCGCGGGCCGGUCUCUGCCUGCUCCUGGCGGCGCUGCAGCUUCUGCCGGGGACGCAGGCCGAUCCUGUGGAUGUCCUGAAGGCCCUGGGUGUGCGGGGAGGACAGGCUGGGGUCCCCGAGGGGCCUGGCUUCUGUCCCCAGAGGACUCCAGAGGGUGACCGGGCGUUCAGAGUGGGCCAGGCCAGCACACUCGGCAUCCCCACGCGGGAACUCUUUCCAGAUGGCCACUUCCCUGAGAACUUCUCCUUGCUGAUCACCUUGCGGGGCCAGCCAGCCAAUCAGUCUGUCCUGCUGUCCAUUUAUGAUGAAAGGGGUGCCCGGCAGUUGGGCCUGGCACUGGGGCCAGCGCUGGGUCUCCUAGGUGAUCCCUUCCGCCCCCUCCCCCAGCAGGUCAACCUCACAGAUGGCAGGUGGCACCGUGUGGCGGUCAGCAUAGAUGGUGAGACGGUGACCCUGGUAGCUGACUGUGAAGCCCAGCCGCCUGUCUUGGGCCAUGGCCCUCGCUUCAUCAGCAUAGCUGGACUCACUGUGCUGGGGACCCAGGACCUUGGGGAGAAGACUUUCGAGGGAGACAUUCAGGAGCUGCUGAUAAGCCCAGAUCCUCAGGCUGCCUUCCAGGCUUGCGAGCGGUACCUCCCCGACUGCGACAACCUGGUACCGGCAGCCACAGGGGCUCCCCAGGGUGAACCAGAGACCCCUCGUCCUCAGCGGAAGGGGAAGGGAAAAGGGAGGAAGAAAGGGCGAGGUCGCAAGGGGAAGGGCAGGAAAAAGAAGAACAAGGAAAUUUUGACCUCAAGUCCACCUCCUGACUCCCCAGAGAACCAGACCUCCACUGACAUCCCCAAGACAGAGACUCCAGCUCCAAAUCUGCCUCCGACCCCUACGCCUUUGGCCGUCGUCUCCACUGUGACUACUGGGCCCAAUGCCACAAUCCUAGAGGGGAGCUUGGACCCUGACAGUGGAACUGAGCUGGGGACCCCGGAGACCAAGGCAACCAGGGAGGAUGAAGAAGGAGCUGAUUCCACCAUGGGCCCUGACUUCCGGGCAGCAGAAUACCCAUCUCGGACUCAGUUCCAGAUCUUUCCUGGUGCUGGAGAGAAAGGAGCAAAAGGAGAGCCCGCAGUGAUUGAAAAGGGGCAGCAGUUUGAGGGACCUCCAGGAGCCCCCGGACCCCGAGGGGUUGUUGGCCCCUCAGGCCCUCCUGGCCCCCCAGGAUUCCCUGGCGACCCUGGUCCACAGGGCCCUGCUGGCCUCCCAGGAAUCCCCGGCAUUGAUGGGAUCCGAGGCCCACCGGGCACUGUGAUCAUGAUGCCGUUCCAGUUUGCAGGCGGCUCCUUUAAAGGACCCCCAGUCUCAUUCCAGCAGGCCCAGGCUCAGGCAGUUCUGCAGCAGACUCAGCUCUCUAUGAAAGGCCCCCCUGGUCCAGUGGGGCUCACUGGGCGCCCAGGCCCUGUGGGUCUCCCCGGGUAUCCAGGUCUGAAAGGAGAGGCGGGAGCAGAAGGGCCACAGGGUCCCCGAGGCCUGCAGGGACCUCAUGGACCCCCUGGCCGAGUGGGCAAGAUGGUGAGUGACAGCGAGGUCCCCAGACCACCCCUUAUCCAUCCCUCGACACCCAACAUGAGCCUUGGCUUUGUGACCUUGGAGUCUGCUGGUGUCAUUAGUGGGACAAGAGUGCUGAAGGCGGGGAACGGCAGCUCCACUGAGCAUGUGGCAAAGGAAUCCGGCCAGGCCGUAGAGCUUAUGAGGUCAAGGCUCACUGGUGUCUCUGGACAGGGUGAUCGUGGCUUCGAUGGCCUCCCAGGGCUGUCUGGUGAGAAGGGCCAAAGGGGUGAUUUUGGCCAUGUGGGGCAACCCGGUCCCCCAGGAGAGGAUGGUGAGAGGGGAUCAGAGGGACCUCCAGGGCCCACUGGCCAGGCUGGGGAGCCGGGUCCACGAGGACUGAUUGGCCCCAGAGGCUCCCCUGGCCCCACGGGUCGCCCGGGUGUGACUGGAAUUGAUGGUGCUCCUGGUGCCAAAGGCAAUGUGGGUCCUCCGGGAGAACCAGGCCCUCCAGGACAGCAGGGAAACCAUGGGUCCCAGGGACUCCCCGGUCCCCAGGGACUCAUCGGCACUCCUGGGGAAAAGGGCACUUCAGGCAACCGGGGCCUCCAGGGGGAGAAAGGCGAGAAGGGAGAGGACGGCUUCCCGGGCUUCAAGGGCGAUGUGGGGCUCAAAGGUGAUCGGGGGAAACCCGGAGCUCCAGGUCCCCGGGGAGAGGAUGGUCCCGAGGGGCUGAAGGGGCAGGCGGGGCAGGCUGGCGAGGAGGGGCCCCCAGGCUCAGCUGGCGAGAAGGGCAAGCUUGGUGUACCAGGUCUCCCAGGUUAUCCAGGACGCCCUGGACCUAAGGGAUCCAUUGGAUUUCCCGGGCCGCUGGGACCCAUAGGAGAGAAAGGGAAGUCGGGAAAGGCAGGGCAGCCAGGCCUGGAAGGAGAGCGGGGACCACCAGGGUCCCGUGGAGAGAGGGGGCAGCCGGGUGCCACAGGGCAACCAGGCCCCAAGGGCGAUGUGGGCCAGGACGGGGCCCCCGGGAUCCCUGGAGAAAAGGGCCUCCCUGGUCUGCAAGGCCCCCCAGGAUUCCCUGGGCCAAAGGGCCCCCCUGGUCACCAAGGUAAAGAUGGGCGACCAGGGCACCCUGGACAGAGAGGAGAAUUGGGUUUCCAAGGUCAGACAGGCCCUCCUGGACCAGCUGGUGUCUUAGGCCCUCAGGGAAAGACAGGAGAAGUGGGACCUCUGGGUGAAAGGGGGCCUCCAGGCCCCCCUGGACCUCCUGGCGAACAAGGUCUUCCUGGCCUGGAAGGCAGAGAGGGGGCGAAGGGGGAACUGGGACCACCAGGACCCCUUGGGAAGGAAGGGCCAGCUGGACUCAGGGGCUUUCCCGGCCCCAAGGGAGGCCCUGGGGACCCAGGACCUACUGGCUUGAAGGGUGAUAAGGGCCCCCCAGGGCCUGUGGGGGCCAGUGGAUCCCCUGGUGAGCGGGGUCCUGUGGGCCCAGCAGGAGGCAUUGGACUUCCUGGCCAAAGUGGCAGCCAAGGCCCCGUUGGCCCUGCAGGCGAGAAGGGGUCCCCGGGAGAACGUGGCCCCCCUGGCCCCACCGGCAAAGAUGGGAUCCCAGGGCCCCUGGGGCCUCUGGGACCCCUUGGAGCUGCUGGGCCUUCUGGCGAGGAAGGGGACAAGGGAGAUGUGGGUGCCCCUGGACACAAGGGGAGUAAAGGCGAUAAAGGAGAUGCGGGCCCACCUGGACAACCAGGGAUACGGGGUCCUGCAGGACACCCAGGUCCCCCGGGAGCAGAUGGGGCUCAGGGGCGCCGGGGACCCCCAGGCCUCUUUGGGCAGAAAGGAGAUGAUGGAGUCAGAGGCUUUGUGGGGGUGAUUGGCCCUCCUGGACUACAGGGGCUGCCAGGCCCUCCUGGAGAGAAAGGGGAGGUCGGAGACGUCGGGUCCAUGGGUCCCCAUGGAGCUCCAGGUCCUCGGGGUCCCCAAGGUCCCAGUGGAUCAGAGGGCACUCCAGGACUGCCUGGAGGAGUUGGUCAGCCAGGCGCUGUAGGUGAGAAGGGUGAGCCAGGGGAGGCUGGAGACCCAGGGCCUCCAGGAGCCCCAGGCAUCCCGGGGCCCAAGGGAGACAUUGGUGAAAAGGGGGACUCAGGCCCAUCUGGAGCUGCUGGACCCCCAGGCAAGAAAGGUCCCCCUGGAGAGGAUGGAGCCAAAGGGAAUGUGGGACCCACGGGGCUCCCCGGAGAUCUAGGGCCCCCAGGAGACCCUGGAGUUUCAGGCAUAGAUGGUUCCCCAGGGGAGAAGGGAGACCCUGGUGAUGUUGGGGGACCGGGUCCGCCUGGUGCUUCUGGGGAACCUGGCGCCCCCGGGCCCCCUGGCAAGAGGGGUCCUUCAGGCCCCAUGGGUCGAGAAGGCAGAGAAGGGGAGAAAGGUGCCAAGGGGGAACCAGGUCCUGACGGGCCCCCAGGGAGGACGGGUCCCAUGGGGGCUCGAGGGCCCCCUGGACGUGUGGGGCCUGAGGGUCUUCGAGGGAUCCCCGGCCCUGUGGGUGAACCAGGCCUCCUGGGAGCCCCUGGACAGAUGGGCCCUCCCGGCCCCCUGGGGCCCUCUGGCCUCCCAGGGCUGAAGGGAGAUGCUGGCCCCAAGGGGGAAAAGGGCCACACUGGAUUGAUCGGUCUCAUUGGCCCCCCGGGGGAAGCCGGUGAGAAAGGAGAUCAGGGGUUGCCAGGCGUGCAGGGACCCCCUGGUCCCAAGGGAGAUCCUGGUCCCCCUGGUCCCAUUGGCUCUCUGGGCCAUCCUGGGUCCCCAGGUGUGGCGGGCCCCCUGGGACAGAAAGGCUCAAAGGGGUCUCCGGGGUCCAUGGGCCCCCGUGGAGACACCGGACCUGCAGGCCCACCAGGCCCCCCGGGUCCCCCUGCCGAGCUGCAUGGGCUGCGCAGGCGCCGGCGCUUCGUCCCAGUCCCACUCCCAGUCGUGGAGGGCGGCCUGGAGGAGGUGCUGGCUUCGCUCACAUCGCUGAGCUUGGAGCUGGAGCAGCUGCGGCGUCCUCCUGGCACUGCGGAGCGCCCCGGCCUCGUGUGCCACGAGCUGCACCGCAACCAUCCGCACCUGCCUGAUGGGGAAUACUGGAUUGACCCCAACCAGGGCUGCGCGCGGGACUCGUUCAGGGUUUUUUGCAACUUCACGGCGGGAGGAGAGACCUGCCUCUAUCCCGACAAGAAGUUCGAGAUCGUGAAAUUGGCCUCCUGGUCCAAGGAAAAGCCUGGAGGCUGGUAUAGCACAUUCCGUCGAGGGAAGAAGUUCUCCUAUGUGGACGCCGACGGGUCCCCAGUGAAUGUCGUGCAGCUAAACUUCCUGAAACUGCUGAGUGCCACAGCUCGUCAGAACCUCACCUACUCCUGCCAGAAUGCGGCUGCCUGGCUGGACGAAGCCACGGGUGACCACAGCCGCUCCGUCCGUUUCCUUGGCACCAAUGGAGAGGAGCUGUCCUUCAACCAGACGACAGCAGCCACCGUCAGCGUCCCCCAGGAUGGCUGCCGGCUCCGGAAAGGACAGACGAAGACCCUUUUCGAAUUCAGCUCUUCUCGAGCGGGAUUUCUACCCCUGUGGGAUGUGGCGGCCACUGACUUUGGCCAGACGAACCAGAAGUUUGGGUUUGAACUGGGCCCCGUCUGCUUCAGCAGCUGAGAGUGUCCGGGGUGGGAGGGACCAUGAGGGAGCCUCAGAAUGGGGUGCCUUUGGUGCUGAGGCUUUGAAGCCACCGUAUUUAUCGUUACCUGUGACUCUGGAGCCAAUGGGAUGUGACUUCGCUCAUCACGGUCAGUCAUUCCUUCUCCUUUCCAGGGCGCUGGGGGCUGGGCUUCCCUGGCCCAAGGGUCCAGCCUCCUCCCACCCCAUUCCAGGUGGCACACUGCAGUCUGGCUCUUUCUCCCCUCCCUCCCCACCCAAACCUCACCUCCCCACCUCUUGAACCCCCAUGCAAUGAGCUUCUAACUCAGAGCUGAUGAACAAAAGCCUCCCCAUUCCCCAACGCCUGCCUCCUCACUCCUCUGUCGCUGCCCUUCACACCUUUUGGUGCUACCCUUCCCCAGAGUUAAGCACUGGAUGUCUCCUGAUCCCAGGCUGGGACCCCCACCCCCUUUGAUCCUUUCCACUUCCACAGUGAAAGGAUUAAAGUCAGACUACAGAGGGAAGUGGGACUUCCCUUGACUGAGCUGUGUGUUUCUUGUCCUGCCUCAGCCCAGCUCUGCAAAUCCCCUCCCCCUGCCCCCCACCCCCCCAGACUCACCUUGCCAUGCCAGGUGAAUCGGGGACCAAGAUGGUGGGGGGGAAUCAGGAUCCUAAUGGUGCUGCCCUAUUUAUACCUGGGUCUGUAUUAAAAGGGAAAAUCCCCCCUGUUGUAGAUUUCAUCUGCUUCCUCCUUAGGGAAGGCUAGGAUAUGAUGAGAGAUUCCAACCCAAGCCUGGCCCCCCCACCGCCAGGCCAUAGGGCAUAAUUUGCAUCUCAAAUCUGAGAAUAAACUGAUGAACUGUG